CAACUCCAACUCCAACUCCAACUCCAACUCCAAGUUUACAAUCUAAAAUUGCUUUUGAACGAGCUCGUAAGAUUACAAAAAAAUUAAAUAUUCCUUCCAAAAUAGAUAUAAAUGGUGAUAUGGUACUUGAUAUGGAUGGUUAUAAACCUAAUUCUCAAAAGAAUAUUGAUGAUUCUGAUGAAUUAUUUAAAAGAAUCUUUUUAGAAGAAAUUAAAGAUUCAACCAAUUUUGGUGAUGAUGUUGAAAAUGUUGAAUUAGGAUCUUGGGAUCAAUAUAUUAGUAAAGAUGAAGAUGGGAAUAUUAGAAUAUUAAAUAAAAAUAGUGAAUUAAAUCUUGAUCAUGAUUUAGAUAAUAAUGAUGCAGUAGUAUUUGAUGAUGGAGUUUCAUCAAUUAAUACUUUAAAUACUAGUAUAAAUGAUGAAGAAUCAAUUCUGACAAAUUCAAAUUCAAAUGCAAAUACAAAAACAUAUUUUAAAACACUUCGAUUAACUUCAGAACAAUUACAAAGUAUGAAAUUACAUUAUGGAGAAAAUCAAUUAAAAUUUAAACUUAAUGAAGGAAAUUCUCAAAUUUAUUCAAAUUUAUAUUUAUGGAAAUCAACAACUCCAAUUGUAAUAUCAGAUAUUGAUGGUACAAUAACAAAAUCAGAUGCUUUAGGUCAUGUUAUGAAUUUAUUAGGUAAAGAUUGGACUCAUCCUGGUGUUGCUACAUUAUUUUCUGAUAUUUCUGCUAAUGGUUAUAAUAUAAUGUAUUUAACAGCAAGAUCAGUUGGACAAGCUGAAGGUACAAGACAAUAUCUUUCAGGUAUUGUUCAAGAUGGAGGAAUUAAAUUACCUAAAGGACCAGUUAUUUUAAGUCCUGAUAGAACUAUGGCAGCUUUAAGAAGAGAAGUUAUAUUAAAAAAACCUGAAGUAUUUAAAAUGGCAUGUUUAAGAGAUAUAAGAAGUUUAUAUUUUCAUGAAAAUAAUGAAAAUAAUGAAGAUAGAACUCCAUUUUAUGCUGGAUUUGGUAAUAGAAUUACUGAUGCAAUAUCUUAUAGAUCAGUAAAAAUUCCAUCUCAUAGAAUUUUUACAAUUAAUCCUAAUGGAGAAGUUCAUAUGGAAUUAUUAGAAUUAGCUGGUUAUAAAUCAUCAUAUUUACAUAUUGGAGAAUUAGUUGAUCACUUUUUCCCUCCAAUUAGGCAAGUACCAAUGGAAUCUUAUUGGAAUGAUGAUCAAUUAAAUGACUAUAUAAAUUUUAAACAAAAUGAACAACUGGAACAAGAAGGAAUUGAACUUCGAACUCCAAUUAUUGGUUCACCAAGAAUUCCUGGAUCUCCAAGAAGUAUUAAUGAAGAUAAUUUUAUGGAUUUACAACCACCAGAUGAAAGAUUUAAUGAUGUUAAUUAUUGGAGAGAACCAAUUAAUUUUAGUGAUAUUAGUGAUGAAGAUACUGAUAAUCAAAUAAUUACUCCCACUCCUAAAUCUCCUGCUUUAUUAUCAUUAAAAUCAUUUACAGCUGAACCUACACCUGAAUUAUUGGUUGAAUCAAAUGAUCAAAGAAGAAAUAGAAGUCGAUCAUCAUCAAGAGUUGUACCUCCAGAAAGGCCAACUUCUGUAUCUUCAUUUACUUUACCAUUACAAAAUUUUAUGAAAUUUGGGGUUGGUAGAGGAGAUGAUGAAGAUGAUGAUGCCGAUUAUGCAGAUGUUGUACUUGAUAAAAAUAGACCUGUAGUAGAUGCUUCAUAUACUGAUGAGAGUAUGAUAGCCGAUAAUGAUGACCUUCUUGAUGAUGAUGAGGAUGAUGAAGAUUACACAGAUGAUGACUAUGAAGAUGACUACGAUGAAGAGGAAGAUGAUGACUAUGAUGAAGAGGAAGAGGAAGAGGAUGAAGAUGAAGAUGAAGAAGAGUAUGAAGAUGAAGAUGAAGAUGAAGAUGUAGAUGAAGCAGAACAGAAUGAGUAUGAUGAAGAGGAUGAUCUUGAUGAAGGAGAUGGGCUCCCAGAAGAAGUAAAGACAUCUAUACCUGCAUCGAUUGUUAUGACGGCAAAUGAACUUCAAGCCCUUAAUAUUAACAAAUAGUUAGAAUAGUAUAUAUAUAAUUAUACGUAUAAUGAAUAAGUAUAAGACAAGACUAUGGGGACAGUCAAGUCGUGUG
This is a messenger RNA of Scheffersomyces amazonensis, 2136 nucleotides long. RefSeq names its product phosphatidate phosphatase (gene SMP2). Gene Ontology annotation, cellular component: nucleus. NCBI's taxonomy places the organism in Eukaryota, Fungi, Ascomycota, Pichiomycetes, Serinales, Debaryomycetaceae. The coding region runs from base 120 to 2060 and encodes 646 amino acids. The record is from RefSeq and is a predicted model, not a curated record. The transcript has a single exon. Gene Ontology annotation, molecular function: phosphatidate phosphatase activity. Gene Ontology annotation, biological process: fatty acid catabolic process; triglyceride biosynthetic process.